AUGACAACCUCAGAACUCGUGCCGCCGUCGCAGGCCAGAAAGAGCCGAAGAACGCGAAGGCGUCGCCCGGAUAAGCCGUCCUUGUCUGCGAGACUGAUACUAGACGACCAUGACGUGAAAGGCGAUGUCGGUAUCCUGUCGGAGGACCUAUUCGUGGACCUCUUCCCCCACCUCCGUGAUGCAGCCUCCCGAGGAGAUGGCUCCGAAGACGUCCACCAUGUCGCUAUCGCCCCUUGGGAGCCGAAUCCCUCCCCAACCGAGACCGCCUGGACCGUGGUUCCUGUGAUCAAGUCCUCUUCGCUGAAGCCUUCGACUGUCCAAUUCUCGCCGUCAUCGUUGUCACUACAGAACUUUGCGACCAUUCUCCAGCAAGUGGCACCGUCGAAACUAUCGAGUCACAGCCGGAGCGGCAUCGAAAUUCAGAUACUCGAUGUGGUUGCCCUGUCGUUAGAUACGGUGUUUGUGAGCCUCGAGAGCGAGUUGACAAAGCGCUUGGAGCAGGGCGAAGGGACUUUCUACCGCGAUCAUCCGAGCCAUUCAAAGGACAAGGGGCCAGAAACUCCUGAAGGACGCCUGGUUUCGGCUUUGCGCGUAGCAUUGAGCAGCCUCAGAGUGCUUCACUCUGGCGACCUGUUUCCAUUGCCUUUGCCUCCGCACCCAGUCACCCACGUUCCGCCAAACCCUGGGAAGAUCAUGCUGUGCGAGCCCGUAAGCCAGGGAGUCUUGUCCGAGAGCACAAAGAUCAUCCUGAUGAGAGGACGAGUGCACGCAAAACGUGGCCAUGCUGCCCCCUCAAUUUCGUCAAAUCGAAGUCUGAAUGGUGUGCCAGAGGACGAUGAGGAAGAUACCGCGAAUGAUCAGUUUUAUUCGGCUGCGGAGGACCGAUACAAGACCGAUGCCGCAACCACCGAGAUCGACUCCGUUACUGAAACCGAAGAAUCAGAAUUCUCUGGUGUGGACCACGAUGAUGAUUUGUCGGAUGACUCUAUGGACGACAUGAUAUCUCUACAGGCCCCCACACUUCCAACGACCGCAAGCGGCGUAUCUACCUUGCAGCCGGGGACACCAAUGACGUUAGGAAGAGGAAGAAAAACUAAUGGAAUUGCAACACCCGCGUCUGUGUUCUCCAAUUUCACCGCUACAACUGCACGGCCUGAUAGACCCCGAGGUCGUCUUUUCAAGGCCCAGGGGAUGAUUCGUCCAAUCCCGGUGGACUUACUUCACCCGAAACCAGCCCCUGAGGACGACGACGAAGCUAGAAUAUUUGUGGAUAUUUCUUCCUUGUCCAAGAUUGGUUGCUUCUCAGGAGACUGGGUUCGCGUAGAGGCCGCUGAAGAACCCCCUACCAAUGGGUUCGGCGCAUUCGGGCUCGGGAGCUUCACAUCACUCGAGCCAACGGAGUCGAACUGGCGCCCUGUUCGGGUUUAUGGACUCCCGGAGGGAUACUCGCAACGCCCGGUAACACGGAUCCCGAGCGCAAAGCAUGGCGAACGCAAACUGUCUUUCUUCGAAUCUCAGUUGCAAAAGCCAACGAGUCCGGCAGCUUAUAUCUCUCCAAUCUUACUGGCGAACUUAGACAGUCCUCUAUACUUGAGACUGUCACCUAUCAAGCGUGGCUCAUACCAAGGCAAAGGAACUCUUCCCAAGUUUACGACCGCUUCGCGUCCUCCCUAUGCUCGCGAUAUCACAAUCCAACAUGUUCGAUCACCCGUCACUGCCGAGCGGGCUUACCAAUCGGCCGUCCUCGGCGGUCUGAAGCGGUACUUUGCUCAAAAGAUUCGGCUUGUGAGGACGGGAGAUCUCCUGGCCGUGCCCAUCGACACACAGCUAGGAAAGGCCUUGCAAGAACAACCAAGCAGUAGCAAUGGCUCAGAAGUAGACGACGUUAUGGCACUUACAAAGGAUGGAUCAUCUAGAUUUGAUCAAGUGGCAUGGUUCAAGGUCGGCCAUAUUCAAAUAUCGAAGACGGAUACCGAGGACGAAUCGGACGAUCUGUGGGGAGGAGUUGCGUGCAUCGAUAGCUCCUCAGUCGCGAUGCAUGGGUCAGGCUUUGCUACCAAUCGCAUACCUGCGACUAAGAACAGCACAUGGCCGUACUAUUUGGGCGUGAAGAAGAUGCCCACGAAGGCGCCAAGCGCUUCAGCUCUCACAUUACCUGACCAGGACCAGCGCUUCAUCUCUCCUCUGAGACGAAGACUCAGAGAGCUACUUGCUGCAGCCACAAGCCCUAGGGCCAUGCACCUCAAGAUGCCACCCGUUGCCAUUCUACUCACAUCCUCUCAUCGAAAUAUCGGCAAAACCACAGUCGCUUCGGAAGCCUGUUCGGACAUUGGCCUACAUACCUACACAAUCGAUGCGUACGAUAUACUCAGCGAAGCUGGGACUAGUGGCAGCGAUGUGAAGACGGAGGGACUCCUGAGGACAAGGUCUGAGAGAGCAAUGAGUUGCGGGCCGGAGACCACGGCGUUGCUGAUCCAGCACGUCGAGGCGUUGACGGCGGAUCGCAUGGUAUCGACCAUGAAAGAGAUUUUGCAAGACACGAGGGUUCUGGUCGCGACGACAAGUGAUGUUGACAAGGUACCAGACGGAGUGCGUGGUCUUUUCAGUCACGAACUUGAAAUGGGCGCUCCUGACGAGGCUGAGCGCGAGGGCAUUCUGAGGACGAUUGUCGAAGACCGUGGUAUAAAUCUUGACCCUGAAGUCGACCUCAAUGGUAUUGCCCUCAAGACUGCUGCGCUGGUGGCUGGAGACCUGGUAGAUGUUGUCGACCGGGCGCUCAUCGCACAACGGUUACGCCUGGAGCAAAUAUCAUCCAAGACAGAGACCACAGGGCAAGCCGUGACGGUCCGCGAUCUCCAAGUAGCGGGCGGCCCAAUGGCCCGGUGCGUCACAAAGAGCGACUUCGAUGUCGCCGUCGAGGCAGCGAGAAAGAACUUCGCCGGCGCCAUCGGUGCACCCAAGAUUCCCAACGUCACAUGGGACGACGUCGGAGGUCUCAACAACGUCAAGGAUGCCGUUACGGAAACAAUUCAACUGCCCCUUGAACGGCCUGAGCUCUUCGCCAAGGGUAUGAAGAAGCGUUCCGGCAUCCUCUUCUAUGGACCCCCCGGAACCGGAAAGACGCUGCUAGCGAAGGCCAUCGCGACAGAGUACAGUCUCAAUUUCUUUAGUGUCAAGGGUCCCGAGCUGCUCAAUAUGUACAUCGGUGAGUCGGAAGCCAACGUCAGACGCGUAUUCCAGCGUGCAAGGGAUGCCCGGCCGUGCGUCGUGUUCUUUGACGAGCUGGAUUCGGUCGCACCUAAGCGUGGAAACCAGGGUGACAGCGGUGGUGUCAUGGACCGCAUUGUUUCUCAGCUUCUGGCCGAGUUGGAUGGUAUGUCAGGAGGCGAUGAUACCAGCGGCGGCGUCUUCGUCAUUGGCGCCACCAACAGACCCGAUCUCCUGGAUCCUGCCCUUCUCCGUCCCGGACGCUUCGACAAGAUGCUCUACCUUGGAGUCUCGGACACUCACGACAAGCAACUCAAGAUUCUCGAGGCCCUCACUAGAAAAUUCACCCUUCACCCCUCAGUCUCCCUCCAGUCCGUCGCCCAACAGCUGCCCUUCACCUACACUGGAGCAGACUUCUACGCCCUUUGCUCCGACGCAAUGCUCAAGGCCGUCACCCGCACCGCCGCCUCCGUCGAUGCAAAGAUCCGCGAGAUCAAUGCGGAUCCGGCCCUCGCCCGUCGUCAGGGCCCCAUCUCUACGGCUUACUUCUUCGAUCACCACGCCACUCCGGAGGACAUCGCCGUCAUGGUCACCGAGGAGGAUUUCCUCGCCGCAAACAGAGAGCUCGUGCCCAGUGUUUCUGCGGGCGAGCUGGCGCACUACGAGCAGGUCAGGGCUAUGUUCGAGGGCUCGCCCGACAAGGACAAGGAAAAGCAGCAGCAGCAGCAGAGGCCCGGCGCCGCAGCGGCCGCGGGGUUGAGGGUUGUCUCUGGUUCUUCGGCGGUGUCGAGGGCCAGCUCCAAGGGAAAGGGGAAAGCCGUCGCGGGAGGUGGCAAGGGCAAGGGCAAAGCCGUUGCGACGGGGAGUGAGGACGAGUUUGAAUCCGAGGGGGAGGUGGUGGUUAAUGGCAAGGGAAAGGGCAAGGGUAAAGCUGUUGCCGGGUUCCAGGAUGGCACGGCUAGCGACGACGAGGGGUUAUAUUGA
Messenger RNA from Colletotrichum karsti, 4191 nucleotides. Its product is annotated as peroxisomal biogenesis factor 6. NCBI's taxonomy places the organism in Eukaryota, Fungi, Ascomycota, Sordariomycetes, Glomerellales, Glomerellaceae. Gene Ontology annotation, cellular component: peroxisomal membrane; cytosol. The transcript has 3 exons. The coding region runs from base 1 to 4191 and encodes 1396 amino acids. Gene Ontology annotation, biological process: protein import into peroxisome matrix. Gene Ontology annotation, molecular function: ATP binding; ATP hydrolysis activity. The record is from RefSeq and is a predicted model, not a curated record.